Molecule: messenger RNA, 3230 nt
Organism: Sapajus apella (tufted capuchin)
Lineage: Eukaryota; Metazoa; Chordata; Mammalia; Primates; Cebidae
Product: signal-regulatory protein beta-1-like
Exons: 6
Coding region: 108-1298 (396 amino acids)
Biological process (GO): positive regulation of T cell activation; positive regulation of phagocytosis
Cellular component (GO): plasma membrane
Source: RefSeq, a predicted model, not a curated record
CUUCCUCUUGAAUGAAGGAGGAAGGGCUUGUCUUCUCUCUUCAGAGCAGAGCCUGGCAUCUCCCCAGCACAGACGUUUGAACAGAGCAGGCUCCUGAGGUCUCCAGGAUGCCUAACCCAGCCUCCUGGCCCCACCCUCCUGGUCCUCUCCUGCUGCUGACUUUACUGCUGGGACUCACAGGAGUGGCAGGUGAGGAGGAGCUGCAGGUGAUGCAGCCUGAGAAGUCUGUGUCAGUCGCAGCUGGAGAGACGGCCACUCUGCUCUGCACUGUGACCUCCCUGGUCCCUGUGGGGCCCACUGCAUGGUUCAGAGGAGCUGGACCAGGCCGGGAAUUAAUCUACACUCAAAAAGAAGGCUACUUCCCCCGGGUAACAACUGUUGCAGACCAGACAAAGAGAAACAACAUGGACCAUUCCAUCCGCAUCAGUAACAUCACCCCAGCAGAUGCCGGCACCUACUACUGUGUGAAAUUCCGGAAAGGGAGCCCUGAUACGGAGUUGAAGUCUGGACCAGGCACGGAGCUGUCUGUUCGGGCCAAACCCUCUGCCCCCGUGGUGUCAGGCCCUGCGACGAGGGUCACACCUGAGGACACAGUGAGCUUCACCUGCGAGUCCCAAGGCUUCUCCCCCAGAGACAUCACCCUGAAAUGGUUCAAAAAUGGGAAUGAGCUCUCAGCCCUCCAGACCACCGUGGACCCCGCAGGAGAGAGCGUGUCCUACAGCAUCCGCAGCACAGCCAGGGUGGGACUGACCCGUGGGGACGUUCGCUCUCAGGUCAUCUGCGAGGUGGCCCACGUCACCUUGCAGGGGGACCCUCUUCGUGGGACUGCCAGCUUGUCUGAGGCCAUUCAAGUUCCACCCACCUUGGAGGUUACUCAACAGCCCAUGAGAGCAGAGAACCAGGUGAACGUCACCUGCCAGGUGAAGAAGUUCUACCCCCAGAGCCUACAGCUGACCUGGUUGGAGAAUGGAAAUGUGUCCCGGACAGAAACAGCUUCAACCCUCAUAGAGAACAAGGAUGGCACCUACAACUGGGCAAGCUGGAUCCUGGUGAACACCUGUGUCCACAGGGAUGGUGUGGUGCUCACCUGCCAGGUGGAGCAUGAUGGGCAGCCGGCAGUCAGCAAAAGCCUUCGCCUGGAGGUCUCAGCCCACAGUAAGGAACAAGGCUCAGAUGUCACCCAUGGCCCGGCACUGGCUCCUACUGCUCCACUCCUUGUAGCUCUCCUCCUGGUCCCCAAGGUACUACUGGUGGUUGGUGUCUUUGCCAUCUACAUCUACUGGAAACAGAAGGCCUGACUUUCCUUCACUCCUUCCCUGCCAUGUGAGACCCCCAGUCUCUGCUGCCUCCUUCCUUUCUCGAGAGACUUUGCCUGAGAGGAGCUGGUGAGAAGAUUCCCCAGACUGAGCUCCAAAUGCCUCCCUUCCCAGGACAUCUGCCUGCCCACAGACUCCUGUUGCUCCUUCACAAGACCUUGAUGCUCCAGAGCAGGGUCUUCAUUCUUGGCCCUGAGCAGGGGACAUGGGAUUGGGCCCAGGGCACUGACUCAUGGCACCUCCCUAGAAUGUGAGAAACACGCCAAAUCUAAACACAUCAGGACUCCUCCCAUCCACCGCCUUGGGACUGACUUUAUACCACAGACUCCCUCCAGGCUCUCAAGAGGUAUGUUGUCUUCUGGAUUACUGCCUACCCCAACUCCCCAGCCUUGUUGAGGUUCUCUAUUGCCUCCUGAAUACACAUGAACCCCUGUAACAAUUUUAAGAAAAAAUGAUUCUCCUUCGUCUUUGUCCAAGUGUCCUACCCCUCACACGCAAAAAGAAAGAAGCUCUCCCUUCUCUCUGUGAUGGGGACGCUAGUUCUCCUAGCAUCCUGCAGCCUUCCAAGCCCUGCUGCUCAUGGUAGAAAUGCUGCCACAGUCCAACAUCCUGGAGUCCUCCUUGACUUCCCUUUAUACUCCGUAUUCAAUUCUGCCUCCAAAAUGUUUAUAUCCACUUAUGUGAGAUGGUAAAUGUUUAACAGUGAACUUUCUGAAAGGGAAAAAUCAAAAGCUGUUUUGUCAUGCUUGCCAAUCUCUGUAGUGUAAUCACUCCCAACAUGGCCAGUUUCAAGCUACCAACCGUUAAAACAACCAGAUUGCAGAAUUCCUAUAAUUCAACAAUUGGUUUUCAGGGGUCAGUCCAAGCCUGCUGCAGGACUUCCCGAGUUAUAUCCACAAUCUGCCACUUCUCACUUCCGCCACCCCUCCCUGUCUCAGCCAGCAUCAUCUCUUUUGGGACCACUCCUCUGCCUUUCAUUUUUCAGCCAUAGCGAUUCUUUGGAAAAGUCAAAUCAUAUUACUUCUUUGCUUCUUCCCCAACACAGCUGCACCGCUCCCUCUCUCCCUCCUUCAAGUCUGUGCUCAAUGUCACUUUAUUAAAGUCACCUUCUGUAAACUACCCUGUAUAAAAUAUUAUUUCUUUUCUCUAUCCCAGCAUUCUAAUUUCUCUCAUCCUAGCUAAUUUUUCUUUAGCUCUUAUUUCCAUAAGUAUUAACUGAAUACAGGCAGCCCUCACUUUUCAUGGCAGUGCAGUAUUGCAGAAACGACUGUGCAACCUGAAACCCAGGAAAGCAAUCUCCAUAUUCAAUCAAAAAAAUGAUCAUUCUGUGACCUUUAACUUUUUUUGUCAAAAUAUUAGAAAGUCUUACACUCUCAGUUACAAAUGUAGAGGACAAUGAAAAUAUAAUGAAAUAAAUAUUUACUUGUGCACUGUAAUUCAAACUAUUAGAAACAUUGAGAGUUCAAGUGUUGUUUCUUAGUGAAAAUGUAUCAAGAGUAGUUGAAAGAGUGCUUGCCUUCUUCUUGUAUAUUUCUGAUAUGGAAUGAUAUGGUUUGGCUCCGUGUCCCCACCCAAAUCUCAUCUCAAAUUGUAAUCUGCACAUAUUGGGGAAAGGGGCCUGCUAGGAGGUGAUUGAAUCAUGGAGGUGGACUUCCCCCUUGCCGUUCUUGUGAUAGUGAGUUCUCAUGAGAUCUGGUUUUUUGAAAGCGUUUGGCAUUUCCCCCUUUGUUCUGUCUGUCUCUUUGUCUGUCUCUCUGUCUGUCUCUCUCUCUCUCUUUCUCCUACCACCAUGUGAAAAAAGUUCCUGUUUCCUUUUCUCCUUCCAUCAUGAUAGUCAGUUUCCUGAGCCUCCCAGUCAUGCUUCCUGUUAAGCCUGUGGAACUGUGAGUCAAUUAAAUAUCUUUUCUUCAUAAA